This is a messenger RNA of Globicephala melas (long-finned pilot whale), 5259 nucleotides long. RefSeq names its product coiled-coil domain containing 18 (gene CCDC18). The record is from RefSeq and is a predicted model, not a curated record. NCBI's taxonomy places the organism in Eukaryota, Metazoa, Chordata, Mammalia, Artiodactyla, Delphinidae.
CGCGGCGGUUUGACCUCGGGCCAUCUGGGGUUCGCUAGUUUCCUGCGUGGUGUGUCUGGGGUUCCACGCUUGGGGUCCGGCAGAGGGUCCGAAGUUUCCGAACGCAGCGGAGAGCGCGGCGUGCGCCGUCGUCGGGAACUAGAGAUGUUGCAAAGAAAGCAGAAUGGGGACCUUAACCAUUGACUUGUGUUUGGGAGAGUCUUCUUAUUUAAGCAGAAGCAAAUUUGUGGAAACAAAAGAGGAAAGAGGAUAGAAACAUUUUCUCUACUAAGAUUCCAUAGCGUCUCAUUUAAUUUCCUGCCAGUUUCUUCCAAUAAGGAAAUGGAGUCUAGUUCCUUAGACUACUAUAAUAAAGACAAUGAAGAAGAAAGUUUACUGGCAAAUGUUGCUUCCUUAAGACGUGAACUGAAGAUAACAGAAUGGAGUUUGCGGAGUUUAGGGGAAGAGUUAUCUAGUGUUAGCCCACGUGAAAAUUCUGGUUAUGCCUCUAAUCUCUCAAGGUCUGAAAGGCUCGUUCUGGAAGAUCUUUCUCAGCCUAGCCAGCUUGGACUUUUGAAUUACUCACCUUAUAAAAAAGUUUGUAAAAUGCCCAAUAGUGGUACUGAUUUUCAAAAAAAGCCAAGAGAUAAGAUGUCUUUUUCAUCUUCUACCCCUGUGGAUCAGGAAAUCAAAAGUCUUCGAGAGAAACUUAAUAAUCUUAGGCAACAGAAUGCUUGUUUGGUCUCACAGAAUCAUUCUUUAAUGACUAAAAUAGAGUCUGUCCACUUUGAAUUGACACAGUCAAGAGCAAAAGUUUCUAUGCUUGAAUCUGCUCAACAACAGGCAGCCAUUGUACCAAUCUUAGAAGAACAGAUUAUAAAUUUGGAAGCAGAAGUUUCAGCCCAAGAUAAAGUUUUGAGAGAGGCAGAAGAUAAAUUACAGCAGAGUCAGAAAAUGGUGACUGAAAAGGAACAGAGUUUGCAGAAGUCCCAAGAGGAAUGUAUAAAGCUGAAGGUAGACUUAUUUGAACAAAGUAAACAAGGAAAGAGAGCUGAACAACAAAGGAAUGAAGCACUAUAUAAUGCUGAAGAGCUAAGUAAAGCUUUCCAACAUUAUGAAGAAAAGAUGGCUGAAAAACUGGAAAAGGUUCAAGCUGAAGAAGCAAUAUUAGAGAAAAAUCUGAUUAACUGUGAAAAAGAAAAUAAAAGGCUACAGGAAGAGUGUGGUCUAUAUAAAAGUGAACUUGAAAUUCUGAAGGAGAAAUUAAGGCAGUUAAAAGAAGAAAAUAAUAAUGGAAAAGAAAAAUUAAGGAUCAUGGCAGUGAAAAAUUCAGAAGUCAUGGCACAACUAACUGAAUCUAGACAAAGUAUUCUUAAGCUAGAGAGUGAGUUAGAGGAUAAAGACGAAAUACUUAGAGAAAAAUUUUCUCUGAUGAAUGAAAACCGAGAAUUAAAAGUUCGUAUUGCAACACAGAAUGAGAGACUGGAUUUGUGUCAGCAAGAAAUAGAAAGUUCAAGGGUGGAACUGAGAAGUUUGGAAAAAAUUAUGUCCCAGUUGCCAUUAAAAAGAGAAAUGUUUGGUUUUAAAUCAUCUCUGUCUAAGCACCAGAUGAGUAUUUUGUCAAACAAGGAAGACAGUUACAUUGGCUGCUGUGAGACAAAUAAAAUGGUGAUUUUGGAAUUGAGGAUUAAGCUUGCAAUGAAAGAGGCAGAAAUUCAAAAGCUUCAGGCAAACCUGACUGCUAAUCAAUUAUCUCACAAUCUUAUUGCUUCUAAUGACAACCAAGAAAGUGGCAAAUUAAAUAGUUUAGAAACAGAACCUGUAAAACUAGGAGGUAAUCAAGUAGAACGUAUAAAAGAUCAAAAUCAACAUACUGUGAACAAGCAAUAUGAAAGAGAAAGGCAAAGACUUGCUUCUGGAAUAGAAGAAUUGCGUGAUAAGUUGAUGCAGAUAGAAGCUGAGAAUUCUGAUUUGAAGGUUAACAUGGCCCACAGAACUAGUCAGUUUCAGCUGAUUCAAGAGGAGCUGCUAGAGAAAGCUUCAAACUCUAGCAAACUUGAAAGUGAAAUGACAAAGAAAUGUUCUCAACUUUUAACUCUAGAGAAACAGCUAGAAGAAAAAAUUGUUGCUUAUUCCUCUAUUGCUGCAAAAAAUGCGGAACUAGAACAGGAACUUAUGGAAAAGAAUGAAAAGGUUAGAAGUCUAGAAACCAAUAUCAAUACAGAGCAUGAGAAAAUUUGUUUAGCUUUUGAAAAGGCAAAGAAAAUUCAUCUUGACCAGCAUAAAGAAAUGGAAAAGCAGAUUGAAAGACUUGAAUCUCAACUAGAGAAAAAAGAACAACAAUUUAAAGAACAAGAAAAGACAAUAUCCAUGUUGCAGCAAGAUAUAAUAUGUAAACAACAUCACCUUGAAUCACUAGACAGACUCUUGACGGAAAGCAAAGGGGAAAUGGAAAAGGAAAAUAUGAAGAAAGAUGAAGCUUUGAAAACAUUACAGAACCAGGUAUCUGAAGAAACAAUCAAGGUCAGACAACUAGAUUCAGCAUUGGAAAUUUGUAAGGAAGAACUUGCUUUGCAUUUGAACCAAUUGGAAGGAAAUAAAGAAAAGUUUGAAAAACAGCUAAAGAAGAAAUCUGAAGAAGUAUAUUGUUUACAGAAAGAGCUGAAGAUUAAAAAUCACAGUCUUCAAGAGACUACUGAGCAAAAUGUUAUUCUGCAGCAUACUCUUCAACAACAGCAGCAAAUGUUACAACAAGAGACAUUUAGAAAUGGAGAGCUAGAAGACAUUCAAACUAAACUUGAAAAACAGGUAUCAAAACUUGAACAAGAGCUUCAGAAACAAAGGGAAAGUUCAGCUGAAAAGUUGAGAAAAAUGGAGGAAAAAUGUGAAGCAGCCACAUAUGAAGCAGAUUUAAAAAGGCAAAAAGUUAUUGAACUUACUGGUACUGCCAGGCAAGUAAAACUUGAGAUGGAUCACUACAGAGAAGAACUGUAUAAAAUGGAAAAAGAAAUAAAGCACCUAAAACGAGAUGGAGAAAAUAAAGCAAUGCAUCUCUCUCAGUUAGACAUGAUAUUAGAACAGACAAAAACAGAACUAGAUAAGAAAACAAACUCUGUGAAGGAGUUAGAAAAGUUACAGCACCACACUGAAACUGAACUAACAGAAGCCUUGCAGAAACGGGAAGUACUAGAGACUGAACUACAAAAUGCUCAUGGAGAAUUAAAGAGUACUUUAAGACAACUCCAGGAAUUGAGAGAUGUUCUACAGAAGGCUCAGUUAUCAUUAGAGGAAAAAUACACUGCUAUAACGGAUCUCACAGCUGAACUUAGAGAAUGCAAGAUGGAGAUUGAAGACAAAAAGCAAGAACUCCUUGAAAUGGAUCAGGCACUUAAGGAGAGAAAUUGGGAGCUAAAGCAAAGAGCAGCUCAAGUUACACAUUUGGAUAUGACUAUUCGUGAGUACAGGGGAGAAAUGGAACAGAAAAUAAUUAAAUUAGAGGGUACUCUGGAGAAAUCAGAAUUGGAACUUAAAGAAAGCAACAAACAGAUAGAAGGUUUGAAUGAAAAAUUGCAAAAUGCCAAAGAACAACUUCGAGAAAAAGAGUUUAUAACACUACAAAAUGAACAGGAGAUAAGUCAACUGAAAAAAGAAACUGAACGGACACAAGAAAAGAUGAAAGAAAUGGAAAUUGUUAUGAAAGAGCAGGAACAGUACAUUGCAACUCAGUACAAGGAGGCCAUAGAUUUGGAGCAAGAAUUGAGGCUAUCUCGGGAGCAUUUGCAGAACUCUCAUACAGAAUUGGUGGAGGCUCAUCGUCAACAAGUGCAAGCACAGAGAGAAGUAGAAAGGCUGUCAAGUGAACUGGAGGAAAUAAAGCAACUCUCUAAAGAGAAAGAAGCUCAUGGAAAACAUUUAGCUGAAGAGUUGGGGGCUUCUCAAGUACGUGAAGCUCAGUUAGAAGUAAGAAUGCAAGCAGAAAUCAAGAAAUUGUCAGCAGAAGUAGAAUCUGUCAAAGAAGCUUAUCAUCUAGAGAUGAUUUCACAUCAGGAGAAGCAUGCAAAGUGGAAGAUUACUGCUGAUUCUCAAAAGACUUCUGUUCAGCAACUAAAUGAACAGUUAGAGAAAACAAAACUAGAAUUAAAAGAAGCUCAGGACACUAUAAGCAAUUUGCAUCAGCAAGUCCAAGACAGGAAUAAAGUAAUUGAAGCUAUAAACGAAGCAUUACUUAUUAAAGAAUCAGAAUUAACCAGAUUGCAAGCCAAAAUUUCUGGACAUGAAAGGGCAGAAGACAUCAAGUUUCUACCAGCCCCAUUUACAUCUCCAGUAGAAAUUGAGCCUGAUAUUCAAGAUUCAAAAUUUGCUAAGCAUUCUCACACAGCUUUCUUCAAGUGUAGAAAACUACGUCGCUCUAUUAGUGCCAGUGACCUUAGUUUCAGAACUCGUAGUGAUGAAGAUCUUUCUGAAGAAUUACUGCAGGACUUAAAAAAAAUGCAAUUGAAACAACCUUCAACAUUAGAAGAAAGCCAGAAGGAUCUGACUUAUACCCAGUCAGACUCAUUUAAACCUCUCCCAUAUGACCUAGAAGAUGAUAGUUCUGAGAAUAAUGACUUCAGUACACUUAGUGGAAUGCUAAAAUAUAUAAACAAAGAAGUGAGACUAUUAAAAAAAUCUUCUAUGCAAACAGGUGCUGGUUCAACUCAGGUAUGUAUUUCAUACAUUAGAAGUUAUAAUAAUUUGUCUCCAAUUAGUAUCAUUUUAUUUUCUGUAAGAAAGAAACCCAUACGUUUAAAUGAAGCACUCAUGCCAUUAGGUGAUGUACACAAAUAUUGAAAGUAUGAAAAACUUCAUUGUGAGUUUAGAAUGCUUUUACCCUAGAUAAGUAGAGUUGAAAAUUAAGCUUUGAAAAUUACCUUUUGUUAAAGUAGCCUAUAUAUUUGAUUAAAUAUAAUCCCUAUAUUUGACUGAAGACUAAUUCUACCUCAUACUGGGAAAGUAUUUUGAACUCCAGAGUAUUAGAGAAUGUUUUUUGGAGUUCCAAAAUUAGUUGUGUUCCUAGACUUCCUGGAAACCAUUCUAGUAAAGAUUAUUAAGGUAGUCUUUGUUUUGGUCAUAGAAUUUCCAUAGUGGCUCAGAAUAUCUCAUUCACAUGAUUUUUCUGCUCCCAUUAUUCCUGAGCAUAUCAUACUGAAGAGGCAACUUUGUCCCUGCUACACAUACCUUACAGACACUCGACAUUGUUUAUAAGCAGUUAAUCUAUAGUUUGCACAGAGAAAUAAAGAA